Molecule: messenger RNA, 1924 nt
Organism: Papaver somniferum (opium poppy)
Lineage: Eukaryota; Viridiplantae; Streptophyta; Magnoliopsida; Ranunculales; Papaveraceae
Product: inositol-tetrakisphosphate 1-kinase 3-like
Exons: 10
Coding region: 308-1363 (351 amino acids)
Biological process (GO): inositol trisphosphate metabolic process
Cellular component (GO): cytoplasm
Molecular function (GO): magnesium ion binding; inositol-3,4,5,6-tetrakisphosphate 1-kinase activity; ATP binding
Source: RefSeq, a predicted model, not a curated record
ACUCUCUUACCUCUGCUAACUGAUCCUCUUUGUUUGUCCGUGAAAAUCCAAAUCUUCUUAAUACAAAAAGACACCUUCUUCAUACACUUUCCCCUUUCAAAUCUAGAAACACCGAACCCUAAAAUCAACAACUCGAGGAAACAAAAUCUUUUAAAUUUCUCUAUUUUAGGUUUUCUGAUUAUCAACAUUUUCAUUCCAACUUUUUGGUAUUUUCUUUAUUAUACAGACUAGAUUUUGUUUGAAUACUAAGUGUGAAAGAAAGGAUUGUGAAUUAGGGUUUGUUGGUUUUGAAUUGAGUUUUUCGAGUAUGAGGUUGAUCGGUGGAGAAGAACAUAAAAGUAAUGAACAACCUGAGAAUGAAAAUGAAAGUAAUAAUGAACAGGAGGAGUUUACAUUAGGAUUAGGGUUACCUCAUCAAUCUACGAGACUUGUUGUUGGAUAUGCUUUAACUUCCAAGAAAACCAAGAGUUUUUUACAACCAAAGCUUGAGAAUCUGGCUAGGAACAAAGGUAUAGUCUUUGUUGCAAUUGACCAAAGCAGGCCACUUUCAGAUCAAGGUCCCUUUGACGUUAUUUUGCACAAGCUGUUUGGAAAGCAGUGGCGUCAAAUUCUUGAGGACUACCGGGAAAAGUAUCCAGAAGUUACAGUCCUUGAUCCUCCCAGUGCCAUAAAACAUGUUAGCAACCGCCAGUCCAUGCUUCAGGAUGUGACCAAUAUAAACUUGUGUGAUUGUCAUGGAAAAGUUGGUGUUCCAAAGCAGUUAGUUAUCACAGAAGAUCCAUUAUCGAUUCCUGAUGCUGUUACUGAAGCAGGAUUGGUAUUACCAUUAGUGUCAAAACCACUAAUUGUUGAUGGUAGUGCAAAAUCACAUCUAUUAUCACUUGCAUACGAUCAACUAUCUCUAUCAAAACUUGAUCCUCCCUUGGUUCUGCAGGAGUUCGUUAACCAUGGAGGUGUUGUCUUCAAGGUUUAUAUUGUUGGGGAAGCUAUAAAGGUUGUACGGCGUUUCUCUCUUCCCGACAUCAAUAAACUUGAGCUCUUAAACAAUGCUGGUGUGUUUCGUUUUCCAAGGGUAUCUUGUGCCGCUGCUUCUGCAGAUGAUGCAGAUCUGGACCCUAGUGUUGCUGAGCUUCCUCCACGACCUUUACUUGAGAAGCUGUCAAGGGAGCUGCGUCAACGGCUGGGUCUCCAACUGUUCAACAUAGAUAUGAUUCGAGAGCAUGGAACCAGAGACCAUUUCUACGUGAUUGAUAUUAACUACUUUCCUGGUUACGGGAAAAUGCCAGAAUACGAGCAUGUGUUCACUGAUUUCCUGCUGAGCCUGAUGGAGAAGAAGUACAAGGACUACCCUGGUAAUAAGUAGUUUUGAAGAGUUUUCAAGUGGAAAAGAAGUAAAAGAAAAAAAAAAGUUAAGAAAGAAAAAUGAUCAUAUGGGAGCAAUCCUACAACAAAAUUGACAUUUGUCAUGUCUCCCCCAAAAAAAUUAGUUUCGGGGCCAUCAUGUGUACAGCAGCGUGUUCACGAGGAUCUAGUGGUUGCAGCUGAAUGGUGGAUAGAACGGUCUCAAUGUUAACAUCUGUAAUUACUGACUGGCAUGAUGUGCCACAAGCUUCUCUCGUCUAUCAUGUACACACAUUUCUCUCUUGCUAGCUGUGCUGAUCUUAUUCCUCUGUUACGUUUUCAUAUCCUUUUGUUUGUGGUGGUGUUGGAGCUACUGCUAAUGGUGGUGGUCUUAGCUGCAAAAAGAGAACAUUACAUUUUUCAACUCAACUUAUGUGAAGUUGUUUCUAGUGUACUGGACACCUGUUAAACAGACCUUUUGAUUGACUGCAUUCUUAUACAGAAUUUUCUACUUUUUCAUAGAAAGAAUUUGUGUUGUUGAUUUCAUAUUCGGACUUGUUAUUUGUCAAAGAAUUGCUUGUUA